CGAAGACUUUGAACAGCUAUUAAUUCUCAAAUUAAAACAAGAGGUGUUAUUAUCAGCCGGUAACGGAACAUCGGUCAUCUGGCAGCAUAUACAUUUAGCAAUAUAUUUAUUUACAUUUUUUAUAUAUCAUCGCAGAAUUUGCAGAGAAUUAGCAAUAUCAAAUUGCUAUGUCUGAUUUAAGUGGCAAUGAUGUUGAUUGGAUUCCAUAUAGUGAACGUCCAGAAUGGGAAGAUAUUCAGCCUAUUCCGCAGAAUGAUGGACCUUUUCCUGUAGUGCAGAUAGCUUAUUCUGAAAAGUUUAGAGACAUCUUUGGGUAUUUUCGAGCAGUUCUUAAUCGUCGAGAAAUCAGUGAAAGAGCAUUAAAACUGUCUCAAGAUGCUGCUAGUGUUAAUUCAUCUAAUUAUACUGUCUGGCAUUACAGACGAAUUUUAUUGAAAGAGUUGAAAAAAGAUUUAAAUGAAGAACUGGAAUAUUGUCGGCAGAUCAUUGAAGACAACCCUAAAAAUUAUCAAGUGUGGCAUCAUCGUCAAGUUUUAGUAGAAUGGCUGAAGGAUCCAUCUAAAGAAAAGAAAUUUACUGAACGUAUUUUGUCUGAUGAUCCUAAAAACUACCAUGCCUGGCAACACAGGCAGUGGGUCAUCAGAGAAUUUGACCUGUGGGAUGGUGAGUUAGAAUUUGUCCAGUACCUACUGGAAGAUGAUAUUCGAAAUAAUUCAGCUUGGAAUCAAAGAUACUUUGUUGUCAAAUCCACUAGCGGCAUCACUGAUGAAGUCUUAGAUAGAGAAAUAACAUAUACUCUUGAAAGUAUAUUGAAAGCACCCAAUAAUGAAAGUCCUUGGAAUUAUCUCAGAGGAAUACUUCAAGAUAAAGGAUUUUCCAAAGUGUCUCGUGUAACAGAAUUUACGGAAACUCUGUAUGAAUCUGGUUGCCGAUCACCUCAUUUGUUAGGAUUUAUGAUUGACUGCCGUGAGGAGAAUUUGCUUGCUAAAACAACCAUGGCUGAACUAAUGAAAGCUUUAGAAUUAUGUUCAUCACUGGCUAAAAAGCAUGAUGUGGUCAGGAAAGAAUACUGGAAAUAUAUUGCUAGAAAUUUACAAAAUUUGUAUGCCAAUGAUGCUGCUGCUGCUGAAACAGUUGUUGAUCAAGAGAGAGAAAACAUAUGGGAUUAAUGACAGCACCAAAAGUGAAAUAUUAAUAUAAUCUGCCAAUAUCAUUAAGAUGUGUUGUUUUCCAUUUUGUAUUUAAUGUUUUGUGAUGUUGCAACAUAUUAUUUGUGAAGUUAUUCAUAUCCAUAUAGCACAAAUGUAUAAAAUAAAUACUGUUUGUGAUCCAUUUUUUUUUCCAUUUUUUUUCAAAGAUAUGAAAAUAUUUAGCAAUAAAUUUACUAUAAAUUGUU
Argiope bruennichi is the source of this 1396-nucleotide messenger RNA. It is a transcript of the gene Fnta, whose product is annotated as protein farnesyltransferase/geranylgeranyltransferase type-1 subunit alpha-like. Lineage: Eukaryota; Metazoa; Arthropoda; Arachnida; Araneae; Araneidae. The transcript has 9 exons. Gene Ontology annotation, biological process: protein farnesylation; protein geranylgeranylation. Bases 168 to 1169 code for a protein of 333 amino acids. The record is from RefSeq and is a predicted model, not a curated record. Gene Ontology annotation, molecular function: protein farnesyltransferase activity; CAAX-protein geranylgeranyltransferase activity. Gene Ontology annotation, cellular component: protein farnesyltransferase complex; CAAX-protein geranylgeranyltransferase complex; cytoplasm.